UCUCGUCAGGUCGUUGGCGUUGCUCUGCCGAGGCAGGCAGAUGAUCCGCCGCCACGGCGGAGGCGAUCUCCGGCUUGCCCCGGUGUUGGACUCGCGGCGAUCGUUCGCAACCUCCGGCCGGCGGCGUGGAGCAAAUGAGGACUUUGUGACACGGUUCAGAGAAACCAGGGGCUCCAGCAGUAGCAGCAUUAUCAGCACAGGUGACGCAGCACGACCAGCAUCUCUGGGACGACCUCAGCAGGGUGGAGAUCGAGCUCCACUGCCGUUCUUUACCUGGGCAAGAUUGGCGAUUGGUUCAGUUGUUGCUGCCACGGCGCCGUUCGUGCACUCGAAAUGGGCUUCGUUUCUGCGAAUCCAAAGUGAGGUGGAAAUGGUGAAGGACAUGGCGGAGACGGCAGCGGAGGUGCUCGAGGAUGUGGCAGUCGCAGCGGAGAAAGUGUCGGCGGAGGUGUCCGGGCAGCUGCCAGAGAACGGAAGGCUGAGGCAUGCGGCGGUGCUCGUUGAGCACGCGUCCAAGGAAGUGGCCGAGGAGGCUCGUCUUGCUCAAGACAUCAUCCACAAGGUGGAUGAAAUCGAAGAGGAUGUGAAGGCAAUGAUAGAACCGAUUGUUGACCAUGCCAAGCGUGAGCGGAAGUAAAUGCGGUACCUUGGAAGUACAGAUUCAUUCAACAAUGCGUGCUGGUAACAGAUUAUUUACGAGUCCAUGGGCGUGUAAAUUCUUCAUUAAUUCAUGUUUGAAGCUACAACCAAAUUUCAUCUAAACCUGUAAUAAUUUUC
Messenger RNA from Lolium rigidum, 777 nucleotides. RefSeq lists its product as uncharacterized. NCBI's taxonomy places the organism in Eukaryota, Viridiplantae, Streptophyta, Magnoliopsida, Poales, Poaceae. The coding region runs from base 41 to 637 and encodes 198 amino acids. The record is from RefSeq and is a predicted model, not a curated record. The transcript is spliced from 4 exons.